CCGGAAGUCAGACUCGCUCGAUCGCGUCCAACAUGGCGACUCCCAUGCACAGACUGAUCGCUCGGAGACAAGCGGAGGCAAACAAACAGCAUGUGCGCUGUCAGAAGUGUCUGGAACACGGACACUGGUCCUAUGAGUGCACUGGGAAGAGAAAGUAUCUUUAUAGACCUUCCAGGACAGCCGAGCUGAAAAAGAGACUAAAAGACAAGGAGAACAAUCCUUCGGAUGAUGUGGGAGCUGGAAUAAUGGCACGCAGUGAGAAAAAACCUAAGAAAAAGAGGUCCUCCUCCAGUUCCAGCAGCGGCAGUAGUGAUUCGUCCAGCUCUUCCAGCGACUCUUCCUCGGACAGCAGCGACUCGUCCAGCUCCUCAUCCUCGUCUGAAGACAGUAGCAGUGACAGCGACGACAGCUCCAGCUCUUCCUCCUCGUCUUCCUCCGCUUCUGACUCUGAUUCCUCCAGCAGUUCUGAUCAGGGCCCUCCAAAGAAGAGAAAGAAGAAGAAAUGAGGGUCCAGUUCAUCUGAUUCGAGUCCAGAACUUGUGUCAUAUACAUUGAUGGGAUUGACUGUCACUUUGCUAUUGAAUAUGUGAGAGUAGGAUGGGAAGUCAUGUAUAAAAAGAAAUUGAGACAUAUGUAUGUAUAUUCUCAUUUUUUUGUAGAAUGUGAAAAUCAAACUUAUUUACAACUUUGUUUUCUCUCCAUGGCAGAGUGUAGUGGUGUCUUUAACAUUAUUUAUUCAUUCAUACCAACAUCAGUUGAUUUAUUUCACAGCUUUCUGACCAAUUUUUGUUUUUUUUUAAGGACUGACCAUGAAGUAAGAAUUGUGGCAUAUGAACAGGCUGAGGCGCAUUAACAUGGUCUUCAUUUUAAAAUGGUCUUAUGAAAUAAACUGAUUUCUUACACAAAGAAAUGCAUGUAAAUGUGAAA
Carassius carassius (crucian carp) is the source of this 927-nucleotide messenger RNA. RefSeq names its product zinc finger, CCHC domain containing 10 (gene zcchc10). Lineage: Eukaryota; Metazoa; Chordata; Actinopteri; Cypriniformes; Cyprinidae. The record is from RefSeq and is a predicted model, not a curated record. Gene Ontology annotation, molecular function: zinc ion binding; nucleic acid binding. The transcript is spliced from 4 exons. The coding region runs from base 33 to 506 and encodes 157 amino acids.